CGAAGAUCGCGCCUCGCGCGUCGCGGGUUUGGCCAGCGCCGCUGCCCUUCCCCGAGGCGGCGGUGCGGGGGGGGGCAUGGCGCGAAGAUAUCCACGCCCCGCGAUGCGCGAGGGUGAGGCAGGUACGAAAAUUGGCGCAUGCUGAUGGUUUCGGCCGCGCCGCCGGGCGUUGCCCUCGAUACACUGGCGCCCCUGGCGGUUGGAGGCCAGGGUAGUCGGCUCCGCGAGCGGAUUCGCCAGCCGCCUUAUACUGACCACCUCUUUUUGUCCGACCCGACCAGAGGCACCAAUGAUCAAGUGGGGGAGGAACUCCCCAUUCCGUAGCCAUUCUGGCUCAAGCCUGCAUCCUGGCCACGUCCGCACCCCUGAGUGGGGGCGGCGCGCCGCGGCGAUGUUGCGGGCAGCUUGGCGGGCGCCGACGCGGCGAGCGGCGGUGCCAUCGGGCAGGACCGCCGCCCCCGCGCCCGGCGGGCAGAGGCGCGGCUUCCCCGUGAUGCGCGGCGACGAGUUCGGCAGGCACCUCGGGAUCAAUCCCAACGCGGGAAGUCCCGUCCGCCCGGGCGAUAAGCCGCUGAGCAACGCGAACACGUUCGGCUACACGAAGAGGUACGCGGACAAUUGGGACCGAAUCUUCGGGAAGAAGAAGAAGGACGGGGCCACAAGCGGGCACCAGGGCGCGACCGCGGAGCCUCAGAGCGUGUUCUCCGAGAAGGACGCCAAGAAGUGACCUUGGCGCCCUGCUUGGCAGACCCGUUUGUCCCAGGCCUUGUCGACCUCAUUCUGGCUCCUGUGGCAAGCGAGUGAUCCGCGCAGCGCUGGGGCAAGACGGAGGUGAGGUCAAGUAUCUUCCAAGUUCUUCUCGCCUGUAUCUCUAGGGGCCCCUUUUUCAGACCACGCGCGCUCUUGUCACGCGCGCGCCCCGCGGGUUCGGGUUCGACGCCGCGUGAUGUGAUGGAUGUCCGUGCAUGGAGCGGCGAAAAAAAGUGGGGGAG
This is a messenger RNA of Prorocentrum cordatum, 992 nucleotides long. Lineage: Eukaryota; Dinophyceae; Prorocentrales; Prorocentraceae. The record is from the annotation of a GenBank genome assembly.